This is a messenger RNA of Salarias fasciatus (jewelled blenny), 1973 nucleotides long. RefSeq names its product pre-B-cell leukemia transcription factor 1. Gene Ontology annotation, biological process: regulation of DNA-templated transcription. Gene Ontology annotation, molecular function: DNA binding; DNA-binding transcription factor activity, RNA polymerase II-specific. Bases 468 to 1763 code for a protein of 431 amino acids. NCBI's taxonomy places the organism in Eukaryota, Metazoa, Chordata, Actinopteri, Blenniiformes, Blenniidae. The transcript has 9 exons. Gene Ontology annotation, cellular component: nucleus. The record is from RefSeq and is a predicted model, not a curated record.
GUUCCUAUUAUAGGAGGAGCCCGGCGCGCUCCACUUUUAAUCACAUUAAGGAGGCUUUUAAUGUUCAAAUCCUCUGCUUUUUUUUCCCUCCCCUACAGUAGCCGUGCAGGAGUGGCCAAAGCCAAAAGCAGCGAUUCAGAUCAGAUUUCACCUAAACCAGUCUGGAGAGAGAGAGAGAGAGGGAGGGAGAGAGCGAGCGAGCGAGCGAGAGAGAGAGAGAGAGAGAGAGAGAGAGAGAGAGAGAGAGCAGCGCGAGGGUUUGUCAGUCUCCCUCCUCCCAAAUCCAGAAAAGCUUACCAAGGAAAAAAGGAGGAGUGUCGGAGCUGAGAGAGACGCCGAGGAAUCCAGAGGAAUUUCCGAGGAUAUUUUUUUUUUAAUUUUUUUUUUUUUAUUUCCUUUUUUUUUCCGCCUCUUGAUUAUUUCCCAUCCAAAAGUUGGAGGGGAGGCAGCGGGGACCGUGGUCAGGGAUGGACGAGCAGCCGCGGUUGAUGCACUCCCACGGGGUAGGCAUGGCCGGACACCCCGGCCUGGCGCCGCAUAUGCAGGACGGCACGGCGGGGACGGACGGAGAGGGCAGGAAGCAGGACAUCGGAGACAUAUUACAGCAAAUAAUGACCAUCACAGACCAAAGCUUGGACGAAGCACAGGCGAGGAAACACGCACUCAACUGCCACAGAAUGAAACCUGCUCUCUUCAACGUCUUGUGUGAAAUAAAGGAGAAAACAGUGCUCAGUAUCCGAGGGGCCCAGGAGGAGGAGCCCCCGGACCCCCAGCUGAUGCGGCUGGACAACAUGCUGCUGGCAGAGGGCGUGGCCGGGCCGGAGAAGGGAGGCGGGUCGGCGGCGGCCGCGGCCGCUGCGGCGGCCACCGGGGGCAUCGGCGCCGACAACUCGGCGGAGCACUCGGACUACCGGGCCAAGCUGUCGCAGAUCCGGCAGAUCUACCACACGGAGCUGGAGAAGUACGAACAGGCGUGCAAUGAGUUCACCACCCAUGUGAUGAACCUGCUGAGGGAGCAGUCUCGAACACGACCCAUCUCGCCCAAAGAGAUCGAGCGCAUGGUCAGCAUCAUCCACCGCAAGUUCAGCUCCAUCCAGAUGCAGCUGAAACAGAGCACCUGCGAGGCCGUGAUGAUCCUGCGCUCACGCUUCCUCGACGCCAGACGAAAGAGGAGGAACUUCAACAAACAGGCGACAGAGAUCCUAAACGAGUACUUUUACUCCCACCUCAGCAACCCUUAUCCCAGCGAGGAGGCCAAAGAAGAGCUGGCCAAGAAAUGUGGCAUCACAGUGUCACAGGUAUCCAACUGGUUCGGGAACAAGAGAAUCCGGUACAAGAAAAACAUCGGCAAGUUCCAAGAGGAGGCCAACAUGUACGCGGCGAGGACCGCGGUCAGUGCGACCAACGUGUCGGCUCACGGCAGCCAGGCCAACUCCCCGUCCACCCCCAACUCGGCAGGUUCUGCUGGCUCUUUUAACAUGUCAAACUCCGGAGACUUGUUCAUGAGUGUGCAGUCCCUCAAUGGGGACUCGUACCAAGGGGGGCAGGUUGGGGCCAACAUACAAUCCCAGGUGGAUACCCUUCGCCAUGUUAUCAGCCAGACCGGCGGAUACAGUGACAGCCUCGCAGCCAGCCAGAUGUACAGUCCACAGGGCAUCAACGUAAGACCUACGAACGGCGGCUGGCAGGAUGCUCCGACUCCUUCGUCAGUGACAUCGCCCACAGAAGGACCCGGAAGCGUCCAUUCAGACACUUCCAACUGAAUAUAUCCAUCUCCACACCUCAUCCUCACUGAAAAAAAAAACAAGAAAAAAAAAACAACAAAAGAGAAAAAAAAAAAAUUCCAAAAAACAUGGACUGCCGUUGCUAUUCACAGUAUUAAAACAAGGAGCUCAGUGCCCCACAGUUUGUAGAGGCGCUGCCAGAGGCCUGACAGAUUAUUUCCUCGGCUUAAUAACGUUGGACUUUUGAGA